UAAUGUGGGCUUCCACACAUUUAGUAGGUUGUGCUCUUUCUCAAUGUGGAAGAAAUAUUUAUAUGUUUACUUGUCAUUACUAUCCACAAGGUUAUAUUUCGGGUGUGAGACCCUAUUUAGUAGGUAAACCUUGUUCUCUUUGUGCAGAAGAACUCGGAGGUUUUUGCCUUAAUGAUUUGUGUGUUCCCAAGGAUUUAUGUAAAAAAAAGAAUUGGACUUGCGAAUGUCGUUUAAAGUGUUACAACUGUGCCAAACUCAAUUCUUCGAGUUGUAGCUGUUCGUGUUUAGACGGUUGGGAUUAUUUAGAUUGUUCUCGAAAAUGUGAAGAUAGCCAUUCUCUUUGUGGCAAGAAACCUGGAUUUUGGGAACGAUUUCAUUGUUCUAUAGAUGAUAAUGUGGUGGCGAAGGAUUAUUGUAGGAGUAUGUGCGAAACAUGCCGAAAUAUAAAACCUUCAGAAUAUAAGAAUACGUGUUGUGACGGAAAGGAAUGUCCAACAGGUUACGUCUUGGACUUAUCUACUCGUCCUUGUUCCUGUAAAUUAUUAUGCCCAGGACCCGAAUGUUAUAAAGAUACUUCUUCUGCAUACAGACCUAUUACAUGUUUACAAUACAGUUAUUGGUUUGUAAUCAUAAUUUCCAUUUCUUACGUACUUAUCCAAUAAACUUUACAUAAGAAAUCAGUAAAUACAGAUGUACUAAUCAGCUCAUUUAUAUUUCAAAAUUUUAAAUAAUCAUCUUCUGUAUUAAAUAUCAUAUGAUAAUUUUUAAAUACAAUCAAACCUCCGAACAACGGCCACUGACGAGAACGUAAAAAAUUGGCCGUUUUCGGAGGUGGCCGUUGUUUUGGAGUUAUUCUUUUUAUUAAUCUCAAUAGAAACGUUUCUGAAAAUGGCCACCAUUUAGAGGUGCCCGCUACUAGAGGUUUGUCUGUAAUAUAAAACAGUGAUAAAGUCAAAUUUCUCAAUCGUCGGAAAAAGAUAAAUUAAU
Centruroides sculpturatus (bark scorpion) is the source of this 987-nucleotide messenger RNA. Its product is annotated as cysteine-rich venom protein-like. Lineage: Eukaryota; Metazoa; Arthropoda; Arachnida; Scorpiones; Buthidae. The coding region runs from base 3 to 662 and encodes 219 amino acids. The record is from RefSeq and is a predicted model, not a curated record. The transcript is spliced from 7 exons.